UAAUUCCGUCAAUCGAUUCGAAUUUCGAAGCUCCGCGCGUAUCUAUAUAGGUAUCCAGAAAAUGUCCCUUUUAUAAUUACAUAGAUUACGGCAUUUCUGAUGUUUCUCCGUGCGCAAAAGAAUUUUUUUUAGGAUGUUCCCCGGCAGAGAUUAUUAAAAUGUCCAUAAAUUUUCAUGCGAAUCAGUUUGAAUCAGCCUAUAAACCAAAAACAUUAAGAAAUUGGGAGGUUCCAAAACGAUGUACUCUAACACCAAUAAAUCGUACAGGAAGUACCAAAAUUAUAGCAAAUGAAAGAGGACGUUUUCUAGUUCCGGAAAUAAAAAGAGUCAAAAGAAAACCUCUAUUGAAUUUACCGAAGAAAAUAGAUGCUGAUACAGCCCAAAUAUUGAACAAUACAUUCUCUGAAAAUUCGAAGAAUAAAAAUGAAGUGAUAAAAAAUCAGCAGGAAUAUUCAAGCAAUAUUGAGGAUCAAGAGAAAAAUGAGAUAGUUCCUUACGUUCCCGGGGAUUUGACGGAAGAAAAAGAUCGCUUAAAUAGUCAUACACAGUUAGCACAAAAUCGCUUUAACGCUAACCAACGAAAACCUUCCAGCGGAUACCCUAAAUACAGAGAUGAUUUUUCUAGAAUUUCUCCAUUGCCCGAACCAUCCCUGUCCGAACAGGUUCAGGACGUUAUAGAUAAUACUGAGGUCAUGGUGGGUACGCAAUGUGAAAAAGAGAACGAUCUACAAAAAAAUAAAUUUUUUACUCCUAUCCUAAACGCUAUAUCGAAUUUUAACCUGGCAAAAAAACUUCAUAAAGAGAACUUGGAACAUAACCCUUUACCCGACACUAUAACCGAUUCGAUUUAUCGCAAAUUACAAAUGCAAAGAAAACAAAAUUGCGAUCCCGGCUUAAUGCUGGACGACAAGAAUUUUGCUUGCGGAGUGGGCUGGAAGGGUUACCCAGGUUACGGCCCUACAAAAUGCACUAAAUUGAAAGUGUACCGCCCGAAAACCUGCGCUCAUCAUAACAUAAAACAGAUGUAUGAUGAAGACAGGCCGAGUACGGCAAACAGUUUUGAUAAAAAAUGGCGAUUUAUCAAGCAGAAUAAAGUAAAACCGAUCGAUUUGGCUUUGUGUUGGGACUUGUCCCCGGCCGAUCCAGAGGAUGAGCCGAAAUUGCCGCUUCACAUUGACGGUUCUAACGGAUCGCAAGCACCCGCUGUGUUCUCCCUGGUUCACACGCCAAAAGACGAAUGCGAAAACGUCCCGAAAUGUGACGGGGUACAUGCUUGUGGACCGAUAUUCGAACAUGGCGGCAAAGGCGGACAAGCCAAAGAUUUCAUUUUUGAUCGACCGCGUACUAGCUUAGUACCUAAAAGCAGCGGUACCCGCAGUGGGACAUCUGAGGAAGGUAAAAAACGAGCCAAAAGCGCACACGACCUUCAUCACGAGUAUCAAGAGAAAUCAUCGUGUAGCGCUUCUGAAAAAAGUACCAAAAGUAGUGCACCAUCCCUAAAAGACAAAGCCAAAGGUUUUCAUCGCAGUACUCCUAAUUUAAGGGGUACGGAGAAACAUGUAUUGCACCCUUGCGACCAGCAUUCCUGCAAAAAAAUCGGCAAACGUCUUUGCGUGGCUUGCGAGCUUAAAAAGUUGCCGGGCGAUCGAAAACUGAACACCGAAUAUAAAACGGCGUUUAAAGCAGGCGUACCACAAAAAUACAAUUAUAAACGGGACGAUUACCCUGAACACUGGAGGCUGGCUACUGUCUAUCAACAUUCCUAUAAACCCAUCAAUUUAAGGAAAAGAAACUUGCUCCAAACUGUUUAUAAAUAGUAGGUUAGUUUUAAAACGGACCAAAAAGCAAAAUAAAACAUAUACAGGGUGUUUCAAAACAAAUGCGAAA
Molecule: messenger RNA, 1887 nt
Organism: Sitophilus oryzae (rice weevil)
Lineage: Eukaryota; Metazoa; Arthropoda; Insecta; Coleoptera; Curculionidae
Exons: 5
Coding region: 159-1817 (552 amino acids)
Biological process (GO): cilium organization
Cellular component (GO): ciliary basal body
Source: RefSeq, a predicted model, not a curated record